AUGAUGGCCGACCCGUCGUCAUGCUUUGAACAUUUUCAGCAAGCAUUAGUUCCAGCUGGCUCAAGACUCGUUCAGGAAGAAGUUAGACGCCAACAAGCCGAGGAACAAAGGGCAUUCCAAGUUCAACAUGGGGAAAAGUACAUUCAGCUGAAGACCUACACUGACCAGCUUGAAGCAGAGCUUCGAGAGACAAAGUCGAAGAUGCAAGCUCUGAAGGGCUCGAACGACGAGCUCCGCGAGGCGUACAAGGAGAAGUCACGAAAAUGCCGGAAUUGGGAGAAAAUGUGCAAGACGCUCAAAUCCCAAUCGGGUUCUCGGCAAUUUCCAUCACCUACUCGCUCUACGAUGGGCAUGCUGCAUCAGGAAGGCGGUCCACUUGUCUCGCAAGCCAGCCAGUUUAGCCGCCCUUCGAUGAGGCCGACGGCCAGACCUUACGCAGGCGACGCACCUAGCUCGUCGAUGCGAAAUCCGAUGGGGAAUAUGGGAAUAUCGGAAGCGCCACGCGCUAUUCAGAGACCGAAUGUUGGCAUGUUCGACCACUUCGCUAGACCCCAGAUUGGCGGACCGUUACGCGCUCCCGUCCAGCCACUAGGGGGAUCAAGAACUCGGAUCGUGCGCCCAAAAACGCCGCUGCAGGCUUCGCAGCGAGCAAGUUUUAUCUCUAAAAGGCCAACUUUUCGAAUGUAA
Hyaloperonospora brassicae is the source of this 687-nucleotide messenger RNA. The record is from the annotation of a GenBank genome assembly. NCBI's taxonomy places the organism in Eukaryota, Oomycota, Peronosporomycetes, Peronosporales, Peronosporaceae.